Messenger RNA from Macrosteles quadrilineatus (aster leafhopper), 3234 nucleotides. RefSeq names its product zinc finger protein 708-like. The transcript has a single exon. The coding region runs from base 219 to 1511 and encodes 430 amino acids. Lineage: Eukaryota; Metazoa; Arthropoda; Insecta; Hemiptera; Cicadellidae. The record is from RefSeq and is a predicted model, not a curated record. Gene Ontology annotation, biological process: regulation of transcription by RNA polymerase II. Gene Ontology annotation, molecular function: DNA-binding transcription factor activity; RNA polymerase II cis-regulatory region sequence-specific DNA binding.
AUGAAUUUUAUCAUCCUAUUAUGGUGGCAACCCUGAUAAUACACAUAAUAUUUGAGCAAUAGUGGAUACAUUUUAUUGAUACAUAUAUAUAAUAACUGUUUGACAUUUAACAAAUCCUACAAAAAAAAAGACAUAUAUUUAAAUAGAAAUGCAAAGGCAACUGACUAAUUCCAAUUAGUUAUGGGCUCGUCUGUUAGAAAUCAGAAAUAAGAAAAAAAAUGUUUAAUAUCACUAAAAAGCCUCUUAUUAAGUGUCCAAUAUGUAGAAAAAUGUUUUCAACUAUAUCAACAAUGAAGUGUCAUAUGUACUUACACACGGGCGAGCGUCGCUUUAGAUGUUUGACUUGUGAUAAAACAUUUAAUGAGCUAUGUAAAGUGAAGUGUCAUUUGUUGACACAUUCUGGGAAGUGUCCUUAUAAGUGCACUACAUGUGGAAAAUCCUUCAAAACCAAUGCCACUAUGAAGAAUCAUUCAUUGGUUCACACGAUAGAGCGUCCUCAUAAGUGCACUAUAUGUGGAAAAUCCUUCCUAACCAGCAGCUGUGUGAAGAUUCAUACAAUGGUUCACACAGGAGAGCGUCCUCAUAAGUGCAGUACAUGUGGAAAAUACUUCCAAACCAGCAGCUGUUUGAAGAUUCAUUCAUUGGUUCACACACGAGAGCGACGUUAUAAGUGCAUUACAUGUGGAAAAUCCUUCAAAACUAGCAGCCACAUGAAGAAUCAUACAUUAGUUCACACGGGAGAGCGUCCUCAUAAGUGCAGUACAUGUGGAAAAUACUUCCAAACCAGCAGCCGUUUGAAGAUUCAUACAUUGGAUCACACGGGAGAGCGACCUCAUAGGUGCAUUACAUGUGGAAAAUCCUUCAAAACCAGCAGCUGUAUGAAGAAACAUACAUUAGUUCACACAGGAGAGCGACCUUAUAAGUGCACUAUAUGUGGAAAAUCCUUCAAAACCAAGAAUGAAAUGAAGUUUCAUACAUUGGUUCACACGGGAGAGCGACCUUAUAAGUGCAGUACAUGUGGAAAAUCCUUCCAAACCAGCAGCUAUUUGAAGAUUCAUACAUUGGAUCACACAGGAGAGCGACCUCAUAUGUGCGUUACAUGUGGAAAAUCCUUCAAAACCAUCAGCCACAUGAAGAAACAUACAUUAGUUCACACUGGACAGCGACCUUAUAAGUGCAGUACAUGUGGAAAAUCCUUCCAAACCAGCAGCCACAUGAGGAAUCAUACAUUAGUUCACACGGGAGAGCGUCCUCAUAAGUGCACAAUAUGUGGAAAAUCCUUCCAAACCAGCAGCAACAUGAAGAAACAUACAUUAGUUCACACGGGAGAGCGUCCUUAUAAGUGCAUUAUAUGUGGAAAAUCCUUCCAAAUCAGCAGCCACAUGAAGAUUCAUACAAUGGUUCACACAGGAGAGCGACCUCAUAAGUGCAUUACAUGUGGAAAAUCCUUCAAAACCAGCAGCCACAUGAAGAUUCAUACAAAGGUUCAUAUGGGAGAGCGACCUCAUUAGUGCAUACAUGUGGAAAAUCCUUCAAAACCAGCGGCCACAUGAAGAUUCAUACAUUGGUUCACACUGGAGAGCGACCUCAUAAGUGAAUCCAUUUCGGUCUCAUAUGUGAUUAUCCAUCGGUGAAUCAUAUUCAUGGAUCCAUCUCGUAAAUGGCAAACUGAAACAGGUCUACGAUUUAGAAAGUGGUGAAGGAAGUCGUAAAGGCGAGCAGUAUGUAGUGUGGAAAUCAUGUGUAUCAGUAAGAUAUUUGUAUUUAAAAUACUAUAAUGCUAUGGAAAGGGAGGGAAACAGGUCCACGACGUAGGAAAUGGUGAAGGAAGUAGUAAAGGCUAGACCUUAUAAGUGUAAGCUAAUAUGCGUGGAAAAUAUUUCCACUACAACAGCCAUAUGAAGAUUCAUACAAUGGUUCACAUGGGAGAGCGACCUCAUACGUUUAUUAAUAAUAACUUCUUGAUUAUUAAUAAUGUGUGAAAAGUUUGGCAAGCCAAGUCACUCAGAUUAUUGCGAUUCAAACCUGACCUGUAAAAAAUCCAAAUAAGGAGCCAUUAUCUACAGCUUAGUAACACAAAGCAAAAAUACUACCAAAAUUCCAAAAACUACAAUACAAUGCUACAUAUGAUGCAGUUUUUGAUCAGCUUGCCAAAGACUAUAGACGGAAAGAGCUAACAAAUCUGAUAAGUUCCCCUUUGGGACCGCAUCUCACCGCACCACUUCAUCAACAAUCUGUUUAAAUUCAAACAGGAAACAGGGGCAUAAAUUACAAUUGUUAUCUACAAUGAAAAUGCUUCUGAGAAAUUAUAUAAUGAGUUACUGUAUACAGACUUCGUGAAACACUUUAGGAAACUUAUAGUGUCACUUCAAUCAGCACGACAAAAUGAAGAUUCUGGAGGCUAAACAGGCCUACCUAGUGGAAACGGACGUCCCCUGUUGGCUGAUAAAGGACAUUUACUGUCAAUGGAAGAAUAUCCUUCUCUGCCGUCCUGUAACAACAAUCCAAGUUCUGUCGUUGAUAAUUCAAACACGAUGACAGCCAAGCAAGAUACUUUAGCUGUGACUUCACCCUGCAAAUCCAACACCCCCUCGUCUCAACCCGCAGAGGCAGCCGAUACUUCAUCAUCAACAGCCCCUCAACAACCUCCUGUGUCACUGUGUACCGAAAGUGUUAAUGAAAGUGAAACCAGUGCUAGUGUUUUAGAAAAUGUAAAUUCUAAUUUUUUAGGAAAUAUACUCUAAUAGGGUUUAAAUUCUAAUUUUUUAGGAGAUACUCUAAUAGGGUAUCCUCCACUGCAUUAGACCCUCUCACAAAUAAUCCCAGAUGAAGCUCCAAUCAAUUUAAUUUAAAUUUAAUUCAUGUAAAUGUGCAAUCUUUAAGGAAUAAGUUAAGUGAAUUGGCUUUAUUAUUAGAGGAAUCACAUUGCAGCAUUGCAUUAUUGAAUGAACAUUUGCUUCUUAGAGAUGAAAUUAAGCUGUAUAUUCCCCAAGGUUAUGCUCUCGCAUAUUCCCUUUGCAGAGAGGAUGAUCCCCAUGGAGGCUCUUCAAUCAUUUUAAGUACAAAUAUUUCAUAUGAUAGGAUAGAUAUUUCACACCUUGUACACACAGGCUCAUUAAGAGCAUCAUGUACCUACAUUAAUGAUUUCAAUGUAACUUUGAUAUCUCUGUACAGAACACCUGAUUCUGAUUGUAAUUUAUUUUUUAAUUAAUUAGAGAGUCUUUUAACAUUUGU